AUGCAUCUGUCCAUGGGGUCCUCCAAAAUGGCUGAUGGAUUCCAGAGCAAAGUGGUAGCACCUCGUUUUCCAAAGCUAGUUAGAGAGACAGAGGAGUCUGUAACUCUGACUCCUUCGGCCUUCCUGAAGGAGAUGUCUCUCACCACGGAGCAGAGGCUGGCCAGCACUGGGGAGAUGAGGCGGCCCCGGAUUAUCCAGCUUCUAGACAUGAGUGAAACCUCCCAUCAAAAGUUCUCCUCAGUUGACCUGGACCAGAGCUUGUUUCAGCCUUUUCCAUCAGAGGUGGUGUUUCAGAGCUAUGUCCCCCGCGAGGUCUAUGAAGCGCCGCUGAUUCUGAGGAACACCGACAAGGUUCCUCGGCUGGUGAAGGUCGUCCUGGAGAGCUCACCUUAUUUCAAGUUGAUCGGCCCCAGGGAUGUGUACCGUAAGGUAGCACCUGGCAUGCGUUCCACUUUCCGCAUCCUUUUCACCCCUGAGGAGAACAAGGAUUACUUCCACCAGCUCACCUGCAUCACGGAAAGGGAAAAGUUCGUUGUGCCGAUCCGAGCUAUAGGUGCCCGAGCCAUCCUGGACUUCCCUGACCAGCUGAACUUCGGUGUCUGUCCCGUCAAGUACAGCACCCAGAAAACACUGCUGGUUCGCAACAUCGGGAACCGGGAGGCCCGCUACCGCAUGAGCAGUCAGAGCCCUUUCUCCGUCGAUCCCUCCGUCGGGACUCUUGGGAUUGGUGAUGCCAUGCAAGUGACAGUGGAGUUUCACCCACUGAAGACGGGGCACCAUUCUAGGUCCUUGGUAGUUCACUACGACACAGGUGAAGAUAUUCACACGAGCCUUUAUGGAGCAGCUGGAGAUGUCAACAUCAGGCUAGACAGGAACUCCUUGGCAGUUGAGAAGACUUACCUCUCGCUGUCAAACCACGGAUCCGUGGUCAUCCACAAUCGGAGUGAAAUCAUAGCCCACUUCCAGUGGAAGGCUUUUGCUACACAGGAAGAGGAGGAUCAGCGGAAGCUGAGGCUGUGUCGCAGGCUGCAGAGGCAGGAAGAGGUCAAGACGGAUUGCUUCCUCAAGGAGUGCACGGUGGACCCCACUCUCCGAGAACGCCUUUCCCUUCUCUCCCGCACCUUCCGGAACCAGAGGGCAAAGGUGCAAGGAGACUCCAUGCUUUUCUCCGAUGAUGUCUUCACCAUUGAGCCGAUGGAGGGAGAUGUCUGGCCAAAUUCUUCGGCUGAAAUCAAGGUGAUCUUUAAACCCCGUGAAGCCAGAGUGUAUCAACAAGCGGUCUACUGUGAAAUCUCAGGCCGAGAGGCCAGGCUGCCCCUGCGCAUCAAAGGUGAAGGCAUAGGGCCCCGGCUCCGCUUCAACUUUGACCAGCUGGACAUCGGGAAGGUUUUCAUUGGAUCAGCACACAGCUAUGAGGCGGUCCUGUUUAACAAAGGAGCCAUCGAUGCUUUCUUCCGGUUGGUCCCUCCAGCUACAGCUCUGGGCUCCUGCUUCACCUUUCUGCCCCGGGAGGGCACCAUUUUGCCGGACGGGCUCCAGGUCAUCCGGAUCUCCUUCAGUUCCACCAUCCUGGGGCAGUUCACAGAAGAAUUCAAGUUCAGUGUGAAUGGAUCCCCUGAGCCUGUGACCUUGACUAUCAGGGGCUGUGUCAUCGGACCGACUUUUCAUUUCAACGUACCUUCCCUCCGCUUCGGUGACGUCUCCUUCGGCUUUCCUCGCACCUUGUCGUGUCGCCUCACUAACACCUCCUUGGUGCCCAUGACCUUCAACCUUCGCAUUCCUGGGGACGGCUCGGGAGAGCCCAGUGUUACCAGUUUUGUUCCUGUGUCGGACAACACUCACUCAUCCUGGAGAAGGGGAGCCCAAGGUCUUGUGAAGCCAACCGAAUUUACCAUCACGCCGUGCAGAGGGACCAUCCGCUCCCAGGGGGUCGUGGAUAUCCAGGUCACCCUGUGUUCCAACACCGUGAAGAGAUACGAGCUGGCACUGGUGGUGGACGUGGACGGUGUUGGCAAGGAGGUGUUGGCAUUGCCUCUCACAGCCAGAUGCAUCGUUCCUCAGCUGCGAGUGCUCAACCCGGUCAUGACAUUUGGACGGUGCUUUCUAAAGUACCCGUAUCGGCAGAUGCUGACCCUUGAGAACGACAGCAAUCUCCCAGGCUGCUACGCAGUUCUUCCUCAGGAACACAAGAAGGAUGCUCCUGUGUGGUACUCCAGCCCCACGCCAUGCGGGAUUAUCCAGCCUCGCAGCUUGGUGGAGGUCCCGGUUACACUGGAAGCCCAGGUGACGGGAGAGCAGGACACAGUGGCUCGUGUCACGGUGUUUGGGAGCGAAGGAUCCCCGCUGAAGAUCCAUUUAGUGAGCGUUGGAGAAGGACCAGUUGUCUCCGUGCACCCGAGUAAAAUAAAUUUUGGCCGUAUCCAAGUUUUACAAGAUGCUUCCCAAACUCUCCGCCUCUGCAAUCAGACUGUCAUCCCUGCAUCCUUCUGGGCAGAGAUGGCUGGCAAACGCUCGCGCUGGAGGAUUGAACCCAGUAAAGGAGUGAUCCCCCCCGAGACGGAGGUGUCUGUAACCAUCAUCGCAAACUUGGACGACACGGAGAAAUUCAGGGACGAGGUGAACCUGUUCAUAGAGAACAGCCGUUCCUAUGUCAUCCCCGUCCGGGCUGUCGGCAUUGGCACCACCAUUGUCACCGACAAACCCUUUGGUCCGGAGCUCAACUUGGGACGCCACUUCAGCCUGGAUCCCUGCUGCUACCACUUCAAGAUGACGAAUAAAGGGCGACGCACCCAAUACCUGUAUUGGACAACAGAAGGUUUCAGCCCAUUUCACCGGCAUCGUCGUCUCCCUGCCAUUGGUGCCACCAAGGGCAAAGAUUCCGCCCAGAACCCCAAACCUGCCUGCCCCGUGUUUAAGCUUCGGCCUCUGAGGAUGGAGCUGAUGCCGGGCAAGACUGUGGAGAUGACGCUGGAAGGCUUCUCCAGCACUCCGCAGGUGGUGAAGGAGCGGCUGCUGUGUCACGCCAUGGUGGGGAGCAAGGCAGGGAAGGCACAGAUCAUGCAAGUGGACGUCACCUGUGAGUUCGUUGCUCCCAUUCUGCAAAUAUCCUGCAGAGAAAUCACUUUCCGGGUGGAGAAGCAACCCAGUGAUGUCCUAACUCUUCAGUACCAGCCUCUUUCAUUAAAAAACAUGUCCUCCCUGCCACUCAGCGUUGUCCUGGCCUUGGAGCAACCCUUCGUGAUCUGCGAUGCGGACCGGCAGCCCCUCCCCGCAGAUGUUCAGCCCAUGAAGCUGGAGAUAGGAGAGGAACUUCAUCUCUCCAUCAGCUUUAACCCUGCUUAUGAAGAGGGUUUGAAUAUCUGGGUAGCAGAGAAGGCUCUGAAGAUACGCUUUCUCGAGCACCCUCAGGAGGAGCAGGUCACCGUUCGGGGAGAAGUCUACUUCCCCAAUCUCCAUUUCCCGACCAUGGCCGUGGACUUUGGAUGCCUCUUGAAUGACACCGAAGCUGUGCGUUAUGUCAGGAUGACAAACUGCAGCCCACUUCCUGUCCGGUACCACUGGUCCUUCCUGAUGGACAGUCACGUGGACCAGAUGAGGUAUGUGCGCCUCUACCCUCUCCUUGAAGCUCUUCUUCCCAGUGUCCUGUUUUUGCUGCCGUCCACUGCUGCGGAGCUGGAAGGUACUGCAGAGAUGGAGGGUGCUGCGGAGACUCAGAGCCGGGUGAAGAUCAAGGAGUUGAUGCCGUUCACGGAGGUAGAGCCCCUCACCUUGGGAGUGGAGGAGGUUUUUGACAUCCUGCCGCUGUACGGUGUGCUGCAGCCGGGCGAGAGCGAGCGGGUCACAUUCACCUUCUUUGGCCACGCAAACAUCGUGGCCAGCGUCACGGCACUGUGCAAGGUGGAGGGAGGCCCGACCUAUGAGAUCGCGCUGAGUGGGGAGGCUUCGCUCAUUGACUACCUCCUAGACACCACGGAGAUCGACUGCGGGCUGAAGCUGUUUAACAAAGUCACCAAAGCAGAGGUCACCCUGCAGAACAGCGGCAAGGUGGGCUUCACCUUCGCGGUGCUCAGCCCCAGCGCGGCCACUGCCAACAGCCCUCUGCCCGGCGUGCCCCUGGUCGUGCCCAGCACGGGUUACAUUGGACCGGGAAAGGAGCAAGUGCUGAAAGUCUACUACCUGCCAGGAGUGCCGGGAGUCUUUUGCAGGACUUUCCAGGUCCAAGUGGGUCACCUGGAGCUGAAAGAAAUCUCCCUCAAAGGAGAGGGGAUCUUUCCCAGGACCUACUUGGACCUGCCCAAGAACACCAAAGGAAACAAAAAGUAUGAGAAGAUCCUCCGAGCCGUGGAGCCACCCACGAACGACUCGGGCACCGUGUUCGACACUCGGCUGCAGAUGCAGACGGAGCAGGUGCUGAUGGAGGAACACGCCCUGGAGCAGCAGAAAGCUCUCGCUUCCGGUCCCUCUGAGGAGACUGCCUUUGACCAGCGUGCUCAUCGGAGGCUUCUCAAAGCUGAGCUGCCGGAGGAGUAUGUCCUGGACUUUGGCUAUGUCAUUCUCAGGAACAUCCACACACACGUCAUGAAGAUCACCAACACCAAGCAGUUCCCUGUGUCCUUUCACACCGACGGACGUGUCCUGUGUGACACAGGUUUCAGCGUAGACCUGGACCCUAUGAAGCACCUGUCCUGCUGCAAGACCAAGACAUUUGAAGUGCGCUUCGACCCACCAAGUGCCAAUCUGCCACUGGGAGCCGUGGACGUGCUCCUGCCCAUCAAGGUACCUCACGGCCCCACGUUUCACGUCCACCUCCGUGCCAACGUGACUGUGCCGUCUCUCUGCCUCUCCAGGGACAGACUGGAGUUCUCUGCUGUCCAGUGUGGGCAGUGCCAGGAAGAAACCGCCCAGCUCCACAAUCAGGUCCCCUGUAAAUGGUUCAUCACCAUGAAUGAGCCUGUUAAGAAGGUGGACAAACGUUUGCCAGCGAGGGUGCAUCAGAAGCUGCUGCAGGAGUCGAAGGCCAAGCCCUGUGUUUUCAAGGUGCUGCCCUCGGCUGGAGCCCUGGCCCCAGGACAGCACUGCAACGUGCAAGUCAGGCUUUCCCCCCCAGAAGAGUUCCACUUCACAGCAGGAUGCAUCCCAAUUACUCAGAGCCAGCAUGCAGGUGCCGUAGCCCCUGCUGCCCUGCUGCCCCCGGUGCUGCCGUACAGCUGUGGGGCGGAGGGGACGGUGGUGGUGAAGAACCCAUGCGAGUUCCCCAUCGAGUUUUACUCGCUGGAGUUCGACCAGCAGUACUUGCUGAGGAGCAGGUGA
Molecule: messenger RNA, 5310 nt
Organism: Gavia stellata (red-throated loon)
Lineage: Eukaryota; Metazoa; Chordata; Aves; Gaviiformes; Gaviidae
Product: hydrocephalus-inducing protein homolog
Exons: 34
Coding region: 1-5310 (1769 amino acids)
Biological process (GO): axonemal central apparatus assembly; cilium movement
Cellular component (GO): axoneme
Source: RefSeq, a predicted model, not a curated record